Molecule: messenger RNA, 3489 nt
Organism: Pteropus alecto (black flying fox)
Lineage: Eukaryota; Metazoa; Chordata; Mammalia; Chiroptera; Pteropodidae
Gene: ANP32E
Product: acidic nuclear phosphoprotein 32 family member E
Exons: 7
Coding region: 341-1183 (280 amino acids)
Biological process (GO): regulation of apoptotic process
Cellular component (GO): nucleus
Molecular function (GO): phosphatase inhibitor activity; histone binding
Source: RefSeq, a predicted model, not a curated record
GCCGUGUCAUGGAGGCUCAGUCUCGGAGCAGCCAUUGAAGGGGAAGGAACUGCGGGUGUAUGUGUGUAUGUGUGUGUGUGUGUGAGUGCGCGCGCGUGUGUGUGAGUGCGCGCGCGAGUGUGUGGACAAGGAGGUGGGGGCAGUCGAGUUAGAGUCCCAACUCCUUGGACUCCAUUUGCUAUUCUCUUCUUUCUCCCCCAUACCUAUCUGGUGGUGGUGGGCGUUUAUAUUUGCGUUUCUUUUCAUUCAUUUCCAAAUCUUUUACCAUUUGAGGGUUGAGGGUAGUGGGAAAGGCAGGACAGGGCUAGGGAGGAGAGCAGCAGAAGAGCAGGAGGAGGUCAUGGAGAUGAAGAAGAGGAUUAACCUGGAGUUAAGGAACCGAGCGCCGGAGGAGGUGACAGAGUUAGUCCUUGAUAAUUGCCUAUGUGUCAAUGGGGAAAUCGAGGGCCUGAACGAUACUUUUAAAAAACUAGAGUUUCUGAGUAUGGCUAAUGUGGAACUAAGUUCACUGGCCCGACUGCCCAGCUUAAAUAAACUUCGAAAGUUGGAACUCAGUGACAAUAUAAUUUCUGGAGGCUUGGAAGUCCUGGCAGAGAAAUGUCCAAAUCUCACCUACCUCAAUCUGAGUGGAAACAAAAUCAAAGAUCUCAGUACAGUAGAAGCUCUGCAAAAUCUUAAAAAUUUGAAAAGUCUUGACUUGUUUAACUGUGAGAUCACAAACCUGGAAGAUUAUAGAGAGAGUAUUUUUGAACUGCUGCAGCAAAUCACAUACUUAGAUGGAUUUGAUCAGGAUGAUAACGAAGCACCAGACUCGGAAGAGGAGGAUGAUGAGGAUGGAGAUGAAGACGAUGAAGAUGAAGAGGAAGAUGAAGCUGGUCCACCUGAAGGAUUUGAGGAAGAGGAGGAAGAGGAAGAGGAUGAUGAUGAUGAAGACGAACCGGGCUCAGAACUGGGAGAGGGAGAAGAGGAAGUGGGCCUCUCUUACUUAAUGAAAGAAGAAAUUCAGGUGAACAGACCCUUCUUACAUGACCUGAAAAUUAACUAUUUAGGCACAGAGGAUGAAGAAGAUGAUGAUGACUACGUCGAAGAAGGGGAAGAAGAAGAAGAAGAAGAAGAAGAAGGUCUUCGAGGGGAGAAAAGGAAACGAGAUGCUGAAGAUGAUGGAGAGGAAGAAGAUGACUAGAUCAUUCUGAGACCAGAAUCCCUAUUUCCUGGGUGUGCAAUAGAGUGGUCACAUCUUCUUUGUUUCUUCAUGUACAAUAGCUAUCCCUACAGAAGAUAAUGUGUAACUUUUUAUAGGAAAAGUGUGGUUUUACUAUUUUUGCCUUAUCAUUCCAAAUAAGAUUUACUAGUCUGUUAAUGAUCAUAUUGUAUGUAGAGAAAAUUUUUCAUUGACCCCCCCAUUGUGAAACUCCAUAGCAGUUUAUUUAGAAUCUUAAUUUUUCUAAUACAAGCUCACUGUAUUAGUCAUUUUAGCCCAUAAUUAAAACAUAAUCGCUUUUACACAGGUGUAGUAUGGUGCAUUUUAUUCAUAAGGUUUUAAAGUUAUUUAUGAAUUAACCGAAAUAACAGUCAGCUGGAAUAUGAAAUGAAAAUAGUCUCUUGAAUGAUAAGUUUGUCAUUUUUUUAGCAGUGACCCAAAGAUCUUUAGUUUGAAGGCAGUGGCUUUUUUUUUUUUUGGCUAAGGAUUUUUGAGUGCUUGUCGCACGAGUAGCUUGGAAAGUAGGAGCAGAAUAGUAAAGGUUCUAGUCCUUAGGUUUCUGAAACUUUUAAGCUGGGUGAUUAAUAAGGUUUUAUUUUUGAAGGAAAAAAUGCUUAUAGUAAGUUUAGAGACUUGCAGGUGAGCCCUUUGUUCUUCAAGCUGAAGAUCAUGACAUGCUGACGGUUGUUUGUUUUUUGUUUUAAAUAUGCAUUUUUCAUUUUCUUCUCAGCAAUCCUUUUAUGAUCACUUUCCUUUCUUGUUUCACUCUCCUCCCUCUAUCUCAAAAAAAAGUUGGGAAACUUAUGGAUACCCAGGAAAACCUUUAGUCUUAUACCUCAAUCACCUUUUUUAGACUUAUCUCAGUUUUAAAGAAGCUAAGUCAAAGAAACUGAGGAUUUUCUGAGAUAUGAAUAUUAUCAAUACAGUUUUAUGUAACAGACUCUGCUUAUUGUAAAUCUUCCUUGGUUGACAAGAUGUAUAGACUGUAUUAGUAGGAUGAAGAUAGAAAAGAAGCAGAGUGUCUUUUUCUGUGACUGCUGUAACUUAAAGUUUUUGGAAGCAGCAAUAGUGUUCCUUAAAAGUCAGAGCAAUUGCUUGUUGAUAAUUAAUGAGACAUUAAAGUCAAAAUUUUAAAUUAGCUUCCCAAAUGAUUUAGAUACCACUCUGCAAAGUAUUUCUAGUUUUUCUGAAUAGAACCUUUAAUUAUUCCUCCUAGUUUUAUAGCAUUACCAGAUAUAGCAUUCGAUUGGACUAUAUCAGGCAGUUGGAGAAAUAUUUGAAACUAAAUCCAUAUUAAAAUUAAGACUUGUUUUCAAGUGGAUGUCUAUUAAAAAUAGAAAAAUAUUUGGGAUAAGUAUGAGUGUGUGUUUCCUUAUAUGGCUACUAAAUAUAAUAUGAGUAGACAAGUACAUCUCCAUUUUUGUUGUAGAGGCUCCAUGUUCUAGGCAAUUGCUUUUUUAAUCUUGGCUCUAAAUUUUUUCCCCACUUUGUUUUGAAUAUGUGUUUCUUAAAUUAGUGUCAGCAAAUUAAUUGAAGUUACACUUCUACACUUUGAACACAUUUAAAUUACUGAGUAUAGUAAUUUUUUAGUUUAAAAAUGUGUGACUUGGGGUUUUAAAGUGAAAAUUAGAAAGUUAUUUGUGGAUAAACUAAAAAAGUUGCACAACCGACAUAAAACUCUUGGGAUAAGUUUAGUGGGGGUGGGGUGGGUUGGGGUAGGAUUGCAAUCUCCAAAAGGCUAAUACUUUAUUCCUUUUCGAAAAUUGAAAUGCCCUGUUUUGGUCCUGAAGAAUUUUUGUCACAUUGUAUGCCAGAUUAUAAAAUACUUAUUUUUAAAAUUAAAUCUAUAUAUUGACUUUCUUAUCAAUCAUCUUAUUGUGCAAUCAAAAUUAGAGUUCUUUGGUUUGAAAACACACGUAGAGCCUCCAAAUAACUUUUUAAGACUUAUUUAGCUUUGUGGGUGGUAUUUUCAUGCAAAUAAGUAAGGGUGGGUUUUAUAUUUUGUAGAAGUUUUUGGUCCUAUUUUAAUGCUCUUUGUAUGGCAGUAUGUAUAUAGUGUGUUAAAAUCCUCAAAACUCUCCUUAAAAAACUUUGAAGUUAAUACUUUUGUGCAACUGUGUUUUGAAUAAAGCCAUGACAGUGUUAAAAACAAACAAACAAAAAAAUGCAGUACUCCUGAUUAUUCUUUUAUUGUUUCUGACUGUUCCCUGUUUUUUUCUGUGACUGCUGUAACUUAAAGUUUUUGAAACCGAAUUGCUUCAAAUAAAUUGAAGAUUUGUUGUUAAUGA